This is a messenger RNA of Pyricularia oryzae 70-15, 2356 nucleotides long. RefSeq lists its product as uncharacterized. Lineage: Eukaryota; Fungi; Ascomycota; Sordariomycetes; Magnaporthales; Pyriculariaceae. The transcript has 2 exons. The record is from RefSeq and is a predicted model, not a curated record. The coding region runs from base 502 to 1791 and encodes 429 amino acids.
GGGCAUAUCUAGUUCUGAUUUUGUACGAGAUGCAGAUUGCUAACAUAGAAGAACAAAUCAUUGCUCUAGUAUUCUUCAAGGUUUGACGAUUGUUUACCAAAUACCAUCUAGGUGCCUAUAGACUUGUGUGCAACGCCGUGGCAGUUCUUUAACAUGCAAGCUUGUCGGUGGCAACCACAAUAGGCGCAUUUUAAACCACAACGGACCCCUACUUUGACAAUAUCCAAAGGCUGGGAAGCACAUAACGAGCACUAUCGUCAGUGUUUAAGCUUCCCACCUAGGUAUGCCCUUCCUAGCUUAUACCUAAGGUACCUAGCAAGCUGAGUGGCACGGUAGUGCUUUCGCCUUAUAAAUACGAGCCGCUCCCCCCCUCUCUCUCUCGCUCUCUCUUGCUUUCGAGGUUUUCCUGCAUUUCUUCCCAUUCUUCCCUCUUGCACCUUCCUUGGAAUACCUACUUUCAAGCGGUCCAUACCAGAUGUCUGUCUUCAUUUGACAGCAUAAAUGCCUUAUUUACCUGGACAAGGUGCCAAUACAAGCUACAAGAUGAGUGGACAAUCUUAUUACAUACCUGCAACACCAACCGAGGACGCCAUCGCAGAAAAAAAUCACAACUCUGAACAGGCACCGACCAUGGGAGGACCUACCCCAUCUCCGAGGAGCAGAAGUCGGAGCAAGUCGUCUGUCUCUGUCAACGGCAACUCUAGGCUUAGUGGCCCCUUGAACGACCCCUUCCAAAUGUUCAUGGAGAGUUUUGCGGGCCAUGCCGGCGGUUCUCGGGUUUCUUUGGCGAAAAAGUCGUCCGAGUCAAGAGGAAUUGCCGGACGCUAUCCCGAGUUCUUUGAGGGAGAAGUCUGUCGUGCUCAGCUCAAGACGUUUCUGGCCGACCAGCCGCCCGACGCAUGGGAUCAUGGUUGGGUGGAGAUCAAGAGCGACGGUACUGCGACUUUUGCUUCGAAGCGCCAAAUGCACGUUUGCAGACAGCUAGUCAAGCUCAUCGUCCUCUCGCAUCUUCUCGUCUUCAACUCGAACCGUCUCCUCACCCAGGCGCUUCGGGACAUGCUGCCGCUGGAGGUCGACUCUGCCUUGUUCAAUCAGGUACGAAACGAGGCGUACGCUCUUUUCAGCAAGUACGAGGACGAGUUUCUCUGGGAAGGUAGCUACCAACUGGUCAACAACAUGCUGGACCGUCAUGGCCAUGCUGUGACGGGCGACUUCCGCCUUGACCCCGAAGUUUGGGAGCGCACCGCCGAGAACCUCAUUCACACAGAGCAGUUCCUGCUGGACACAUUCACCAAGGAACUCUGGCUUCAACACUUUGACAUGUUCGAGGAUCUCGCCGACUGGGACGCUGUGUUUGAGGACCGCAACGCCAUGCCCUUCUUCUUCAUCAGCACCCUCUAUACCACGAUCUGCUUUGAGAUGGUCGAGGUGGUCCUCAGUGAGCGCCGCAUGAACCCGGCCGAGCCGGAGGAGGUCAUGACCAACACCGAGGCCAAGGACAAUGAGGUGCUGGCAGCAGCCGCCACACGCGACACGAUGCGCUGGAACACAGACCCGGAGGGACGGGCGCACAUGCACUGCUUCCUCGAGAUGAUGGGCGCGCACCCGGACUUUUUUGACGUGGAGCUGGACUUGUUCCCGUGGAUCCAAUGGAAGGAGCCCUCAACAGAUGCACUGCUCAUGGAAAUCGCCAAGAAGACAAUGCGCCACCGCUACGUCAAGAAGAAUGUGCCCAGGGCCCCCAAGAGGGAUACCCACAUCAAGAUUUCGGAAGCCAUGCAGGUCGACUGAGGUGGUGUCGUACAACCUGCUCUAUUUGACCUGACGCAGGUGUCAAGUCUUUCUCGAGAACCGAGAGCUCAACUAUGGGAUGAAUACAAUUGGGUUUUUUCUUAGGGGUGUCAAGAUGUUGAGUGCUUUUGGAGCAUGAUUCCUUGGUUUUGUCUAGUGGGAGUCUCUGCUUACUGUGAUCCUUUGGACCUUUUGACUUCAAUCUUGGUACGGAUGGGACAGGUGAGAUAGGCUAUGAGGCGCUGUGUGGUGUUCCUGCAUUGUCGGGCACACGGGCUAAGCUCUCGAUUGCCUGUCCGCCUGAAAUAUUUUGCCUCAGGUUGCGCUAUUGUUGAAUACUUUGCCUUGGGGUUUGCAUGUUUUUCGUCUUUAAUACUUGGGCUGUUGGUUGGCUUCUAUUUGCUUUUCUCUUUGUUUUGUUUUCUUUCCAAGACAGCCGGCGGGCAUGUUUAAAUGUUUUGUGUGUCGGCUACUUUUUUUUAUUACCUGAUGGUGACACAACCUAGGUAUCUCGAUAAAUUGAUGAGAUAGUUGUUUAACACAAAGUUGCCUUGUUAUUUUUGAC